AUGCCAGAUAUUAUUUCUCAAAAAGAUCCUUUAUCAGCCUAUGAUACAAGCAAGUUAGAAAACUUCGAAAAUAAUUACGAUGUUAUAGAAUAUUUGACCAAUACUUCUUCUCUGUUGGAUAUAACCAUAGAUAAAUAUACCGAGAUUCAAUUGAAAGAAUUGAAUGAUAUGCAACUGAGUAGGUAUUAUGAUUUGAAGAAGGGUAGCGUUAGAAGACAAAGUAGUAUAAUUAGUGGCUCAGAAUAUUCAAAUUCUUCACCUAAAAAUGUCACUUUUCCAACCACAUUUCCUUUAACCCAAGCAAAUGAUAGUAAUAACAACAAUGGGGUAAUAGAUACAAAUGUUAAUAGUAGUAAUAAUUCUAUACAUACAGAGGUUAUUAAAUAUCAAGGUUUGAUGGAUCAUUUUCUUUCUUGUUCUCAGAAUAGCAUAGAACCUUACCAAGUGAAAAGAAAGUUGAGUAUACCUCUGUUAGGAAAAGUUAGAAAUAACCAUAGAUUAGUUAGUCCAGAUGAUGAGAAUACUAGCACUGAAAUAGAUCCGCAGAUAGAAUUUGAUAUAGAAACAAAUCUACUACAUCAAUUAAACAACUUCAAUUUUUCGAAAUAUACUUCAGAGAAUUCUCGAAAGAACAGUGCUAAUGGAGCAACUACCGAGGAAUCACAAUUACAUACAGGUGAUUCAUCGUAUCCGAUAAAUGCAGAUCUUAACUCAUAUCUUUCUAGUAGCAAGUUUCUCCAUCAAUAUACAGAUAUGCUUCAAAUGAAUUUUGCUAACUCAUAUAGAAAAUAUUACAAAAAAUUGUUAACGGUGAAUCCGGAUAACACAGACACUUUGAAAAAACAUAACUUAUGGAUUCCUAUGAUUAGAGACGACUGUAAGGAUCUGUUGAUAGGAGAUUAUAUUAAGAACAUCGAUAUAUACACUCGUAAGACAUGCCCAUUAUUCGUGAAAGGUUUAGAUUACAUACCAGCCAUGUAUGAUACAUUCUCUGGGUGUUCAGUUAUGAAAUCGGUCUUUUCAGAGUAUAAAUUUCCAACAUUAGUAUACCAUUGUUCCAUUACAAUGAAUAGACAAAUAUUCACAAUAGGUGGACUGAUGCCGUGUUAUCGAUACGACUCAGAAGCACCUGAUCCACAUAGGUAUUUUAUGGAACCUAUUAAGAACUUACCACCUCCCCUUUUACCUGAAAUAAUCAAUAACCCAAUUUUGGUCAACAAUCCAUAUCUAUACAUAUAUUCUAUUGAUUCGUCGAGAUUAUCCAGGGUAACGCCUUCAGGACAUAUUCCACCUCCAUUAUUAUGUGCUACUGCUUCAAAAUUAACCGAAACACAUAUUUUAUUCUAUGGUGGAUUUGAAAUUAAGACAGAAACUAAAUUUAAAAAUAAUGGGAAAUAUUAUUUGAAAAGAAGUGCAUAUUUAAAUAAUACUGUAUACAUACUAGAUACAGUUUCAUUGCAUUUUACAAAAGUUGAUGUUGUGACUCAAUCGUACAAGAAUGUUAAAUAUCCAACUUUUUCUGCUAGAUUUGGACACAUGCAAGUAUCUACCAAGGGUAUUAAAAACAUUGGUUAUCCAACAGACAUUGGAAAGGUUGAUAUUGGUACACCAACAGAAUCCUCUACAUCAAAUAACUCCACAAGGAGUAAUUCUGUGAAAAGUGAUGUAUCUGUUAAGAUGUCUCUGAAAGAAUCUUCAAGGUUCAUGUCAAAUCUAUCUAAUCAGGGUAUUGAUGUCUAUACUAUUGUUAUAUUUGGUGGGUAUAGACAAAUAGGGGAUGAUAAAUACGAGGCAAUGAAUGAUAUGUGGAAAUUAGAUAUCAAAGUUAUAGAGCGUGGCAAAAGAAACUUCCUAAAAUUUGCAGAUACUGUAAUUGCAGUUAAAAUACCAGGUAUAAAUAAUGCAGAAAAUUGGCCAUCAAUGAGAGCAUUUUUUGCCUAUGAUAUUCCACCAUUUAAUGUCACUAACUAUGAUACUUUACAAGAUAAAAUAUUAAAAAAUUUGGAAGAGAAUUUCGAGAUAGAGUAUCCAGAUUCCAGAGAACACUGGAAAACAAAUGCAGUGGAUACUAUAGAUUUCUCUAAUAUACAUAAUACACCGAUACGACAUUCCACAACAAACCAUAGCCGUAAAUCAUCAAUCACAUCGACAAUUUCUUCUGAGAGACACAUUGGCGCUACUGCUUCAAUUCAAAAGUAUCAAAGUACGCCAGUCGCUUCAACAACAACAAAGGCAAAUACAAAUAUAGCAUCAAACAGUAAUGAGAAAUAUCAGCAGUUUUUUUUUGCUGAAGGUAGCCCUCCAUUCAUGGGUGGAUUUUCCAAUUCUAAUUAUGUCGGCGGUAGAACGAUUGUCAUUCAUGGCGGUUCAAACAAUACUGAAGUAUUUGGUGAAUUAUGGUGUUUUAAUUUAGAUGAAGGUUCUUGGAAACGUGUGGAUACCUAUGGUACUAUAAUAAAUGACUUAAGAAACCCCAUUCCUGCACAGAUGAAACUUGUCGGUCAUUCUAUGACCUCGUUAGGAUAUAUGGCUGUUUUGACAGGUGGGUUCUCUGAAGCAGACGUUAACAGAACAUAUAAGACUACAAAGAUGGGAAUGGAAUCAGAAAUAUCCGGAAAUGAUGUAUCAAAUAGUAAUUGUCAAACACACGCAGUUAAAAAUAGUGUUAUCAAUAUAAUGGACUUGAGAUCUCGUUGUAUACAAGGCUGCGUAAGAUCGUCUAAUAGUCAAUUAGCUGUUACAUUGAAGAAUAAUAACUCAGCUGAAACAAAUCCUACAAUAUUCCAAAAAGAAACUUCACAAGAUAUUUCUAAAUCUCAUCUUAUUUCAAGUGUUGGUGGGACAGUUGUCAAAUCUGACGGCAGCUUAUUUUUAAUCGGUGGCUUAGCUGCUAGACGAAACAUAUUAAACAAAAUGUACAUGCAUGGGUCAAUAUUGGAAUUUGUGCUUCCAAGCAAAUCACUAAUAAGUUAA
Arxiozyma heterogenica is the source of this 2973-nucleotide messenger RNA. RefSeq names its product Gpb1p (gene GPB1). The transcript has a single exon. Gene Ontology annotation, cellular component: cell cortex of cell tip. The coding region runs from base 1 to 2973 and encodes 990 amino acids. NCBI's taxonomy places the organism in Eukaryota, Fungi, Ascomycota, Saccharomycetes, Saccharomycetales, Saccharomycetaceae. Gene Ontology annotation, molecular function: protein binding. The record is from RefSeq and is a predicted model, not a curated record. Gene Ontology annotation, biological process: regulation of cell shape.